Molecule: messenger RNA, 1152 nt
Organism: Rosa rugosa (rugosa rose)
Lineage: Eukaryota; Viridiplantae; Streptophyta; Magnoliopsida; Rosales; Rosaceae
Exons: 1
Coding region: 1-1152 (383 amino acids)
Molecular function (GO): catalytic activity
Source: RefSeq, a predicted model, not a curated record
AUGUUUAAAGCUCUAUUUUGGAAUUCUAGGGGUGCUGGAAGUGAGAACUUCAAAACUGCAAUUGCAGACCUUGUCAAAUUACAUUCUGUUGACAUACUGGCUAUUUGUGAGCCAAGGGUUCAAUUCAAGAGAGUUAGUAAUGCUCUCAGUUCUCUUGGAUUCCCUGACUCUAGAAUUGUUGAAGCUAGGGGAUUCUCUGGUGGAAUUUGGUUGUUAUGGGAUAAAAAUAGAACCCAGGUUGAUUUUGUGGAUGAGAACUCUCAAUCCAUAUCAGUUAAAGUCUCCAUUCCUGGUAAGCAGACCUGGUUGUUUACUGCUAUUUAUGCUAGUCCUACCCAUGUUACUAGAGCCUCACUAUGGGGCUACCUGGAAAACCUUAUGAAUACUGUCAACUUACCUUGUAUGCUCAUGGGGGACUUUAAUGAGCUUGUUUCUGCAGCUGAUAAAAAUUGUGGUACUCUUUCUGGAAGAUUUGGUGGUCUUCGUGAUUGGAUUAACAGAAAUGGUAUGAUUGAUAUGGGAUUCCAAGGUUCUUGUUUCACUUGGAGCAACAACAGAGUUAAAGAGAGACUUGACAGGGGUUUCUGUUGCUCUGCUUGGAGAGCUUUAUUUGCUGAUGCUUUUAUUAGGCACUUGCCAAAAACAAGAUCUAAUCAUUGCCCCAUUCUUCUCCAACUCUUCUCCAAUAAUGUUGUGAACAGAAAUGCUACUGCCUUUAGAUUCCAAACCAUGUGGCUCAACCAUAACACUUAUGAUGAUUUUGUUUCCAAUUCUUGGGCCUCAAGUGAGGGUACUUUUUCUAACAAAGUCACUCAGCUAUCUUCUGAUCUAUCUAAAUGGAAUAAAGAUGUCUUUGGGCACUUGUUCUAUAGGAAAAAGCAUAUCCUUGCCAGAAUUAGGGGUAUUCAAAAAGCCAGGGACAGAUUUGAAAAUCCGUUCUUAAUUAAACUUGAAGCUGAGCUCAUUCAUGAGUAUGAUGUUAUUUGUGAGCAGGAAAAUCUUUUCUGGAGGCAGAAAUCAAGAGACAAGUGGCUCAAAGAUGGAGAUAGGAACACUAGAUUUUUUCAUCUGACCACUUUGGUUAGAAGAAGAAGAAACAAGAUUGAGGGUUUUUUGACUCCCAAGGUGUUUGGUCCACUGAUUCCACUGUGA